UGGCCGGUGCAAAGGCAGCAAGUGAGAUGGAGUGUCCUGUAUGAGGAGGAACAGAGAGGCCAGUGUGGAUGGACUGCAGAGUGCUCAGGAGAGGGAAGAAUGGCCAAGGAGGCUGCUAAGGGAAGUGGAGCAGGGACAGGGAACUCGAACGUGGUGCAGACUCCAUCUCCCGAAAUCCUCCCUGCUUAGUAGAGGCCUCUCCACCAAUCCCCAGGCCGGAUGUGCUCUGAAAGUUCUGCCUCUCGUGCCCCGGAGAACUACACUUCCCAGGGGGCGGCUGCGAAGAGCCUAGGCUUCCCUAGUGACCAGCGGCCAAUGGCAGACGCGGAAGCGGCUAGCGGGCCCGAGGAGGAGGUGGUAACGGCCCGGACGGGGGCCGAGCACGGGAGCCUAGAGUGGCUCGAGCCGAGCCCGGGGCUUCGGGCGGCCUCUGUCGGGAUCAGAGUGUCGGAGCCGCAGGCUGCCCACCAGUUGUCGGGCCUGCCUUUGUCGCCACAGAUGUACAAGAACUAUCUGUUCGAAGGCCGGAGCACUGGAGGACUGAACCAGCUGCCUUUUGACCCAUCCAUCAGCCAAGAGCAGCAACUGCAGUUUGGCAACCCUACUGACAGUUCAUUGCUGUCAGAAGGUCAGGUUGAGAAUGAAGACGAGACGAGCAAGAAACGAAAACGAACAAGUGAGAGCACAGCUGAUGGUAGUAGAAGUCUGAAUGUGGAAUCUGCGCCAAUGGCUCUACCGAUGUCAGACCCGAAUGCCUGGGCCACAGCGAUGAAUAAUCUCAGAAUGGCACCACUGGGGAUUGCAGGACAGCCUAUGUUGCCAGAUUUUGAUCCAGCUCUUGGAAUGAUGACAGGAAUACCACCGAUCACACCCAUGAUGCCAGGUUUGGGGAUCGUUCCACCACCAAUUCCUCCUGAUAUGCCAGUGGCGAAGGAGAUCAUUCACUGCAAAAGCUGUACUCUUUUCCCACCAAACCCAAAUCUUCCGCCACCUGCAACCCGGGAAAGACCCCCAGGAUGCAAGACAGUCUUUGUAGGAGGUCUGCCAGAGAACGGAACAGAACAGAUCAUCAUGGAGGUAUUCGAACAAUGUGGGGACAUCAUCGCCAUCCGCAAAAGCAAGAAGAAUUUCUGCCACAUCCGCUUCUCUGAGGAGUUCAUGGUGGACAAAGCCCUCUAUCUCUCUGGAUACCGCAUCCGCUUGGGCUCCAGCACUGACAAGAAAGAUACCGGCCGCCUCCACGUGGAUUUUGCCCAGGCCCGGGAUGACUUGUAUGAAUGGGAGUGUAAACAACGCAUGCUGGCCAGGGAGGAGCGCCACCGCCGCCGCUUGGAAGAGGAGCGCUUCCGUCCUCCAUCUCCCCCUCCUGUUGUUCAUUAUUCAGACCACGAAUGCAGCAUUGUGGCUGAGAAGCUGAAAGAUGAUUCCAAAUUCUCCGAGGCAGUGCAGACACUGCUGACCUGGAUAGAGCGUGGCGAGGUGAACCGGCGAAGCGCCAACAACUUCUACUCCAUGAUCCAGUCGGCCAAUAGCCACAUCCGCCGCUUGGUCAAUGAGAAGGCAGCUCAUGAGAAGGGGAUGGAGGAAGCCAAGGAGAAGUUCAAGCAGGCCCUGGCAGGGAUCCUGGUCCAAUUUGAACAGAUAGUGGCUGUUUACCACUCGGCCUCCAAGCAAAAAGCGUGGGAUCAUUUCACCAAAGCCCAGCGGAAGAACAUCAGCGUGUGGUGCAAGCAAGCCGAGGAAAUUAGAAACAUUCAUAACAAUGAACUGAUGGGAAUCAGGAGAGAAGAAGAGAUGGAGAUGUCCGAUGAGGAAAUAGAAGACCCUAAUGAUCCGAAGGACAAUGAAGACUCGGCCCUAGUCUCUCAGACCGAGGCACUGAAGGAGGAAAAUGACAGCCUGCGCUGGCAGCUCGACGCCUACCGGAAUGAAGUGGAAUUGCUCAAACAGGAACAAGGCAAAAUCAACCGAGAUGAGGAUGCAACCAAGGAGCAGCAGCUCAAACUCCUUCAGCAGGCGCUGCAGGGGAUGCAGCAGCACCUUCUGAAACUGCAGGAUGAAUACAAGAGAAAGGAAACUGAACUGGACAAAGUCAAGGAAGAAAAACUGCAUUUGGAAAAAUUACUAGAGAAUCUCCAGGAGCAGGAAAUGACAGAUGAAGAGGAGAGGGGAAGAGCUUCAGCUUGUUGUGAAGCAAACGAGUGUAGAGUUUCCAGAAUCUGCGUGUCCAACCAGGAGAAUGACCCACUGGAAAAGGAUCCAACCAACACCCCUGUCAAAUCAGAGAGAGAGGCACUCUUAGUGGGUAUAAUAUCCACAUUUCUUCAUGUGCACCCAUUUGGAGCGAGUAUUGAAUACAUUUGCUCUUAUCUACAACGUCUUGAUACCAAGAUUUGCACCAGCGAAGUGGAAAGUCUCAUGAGCCGCCUGCAAUGCACCUUUAAGCAGGAGAUGACAGGAGUUGGAGCCAGCCUAGAGAAAAGAUGGAAGUUCUGUGGCUUCGAUGGUCUCAAGAUGACUUAAUCUCCUUCCCUUUCAGUAACCAAGAUCCUGGGGGAAAGUGUUAUCUAAGCCUGGGAAGUGAUAAAAAUCUGUGGUGUUUUCCUUCGUUUGCAUUUGGGUUUUUGUGAGUGUCCUGUAGAAAUUCGCUUUGUAGUUCCCCAUAUGGGAUCUGUUGUAACAAGUGUGGAUUAGAGAUAGCACAGCACCUUUUGCUAAAGGCCCUAGACAGACUGGCUCCAACCUUAAGUGCGGCCAUUUCUCUCCCUUGGUGAGUUGGUUGGUUGGCUUUUUUGAAUGAAAACUUUCAGAUGCUCAAAAACAAAUUACACGUGGGGCAUCUACUGUGUCUAUACUGCUGUUCUCAAGCCUUCGCGUUUUUUUUAAAGCACCCUGUUAUUGAAAAUGUUUUGACAGUUUGUAUGUGAUAUGUUUUUCCAAAAGCUCUCAUUCUAUAAACAUUUCUCCUCUCACAAGGAACCAUUGGUAGAAUUUCCAACACCUUAAUCGUCUUCCCCUAGGUAACACUGCAGGAGGGCAAGCAAGCCGGCCUGCAUUUGGGCACUGGCAUGGGCACAUGCGUGCACACACACGCAUGCACACAUAUAUACACAUGUUUGGUAGAGAUGCUAUUCUUGCCCAUCUUUUGAAGACAGACCACACAGUUCAUGGAUUUCUUUGGUUUUUUGUUUGUUUUAACGGAACUAUCGUGAGCCAGAAUUUGACACAUUUUCCAAAGCAAUUCUUUCUUUUCUAUUAGGUGGCUUAUUUCAGAAUUUACAAGCAAAACUAGAUUUUCAAAAACAUCAUAACACCUAAAAAAGUCCAAUGUAUUGGCAUCAACAGCAGCCCAGUCUGGCUGACAUGUUUACAUAGUCUUCAGCAUCAUUUUGUAAAUAAUCUGCUUCUAAAGGUGGGCGUAUUUCAUUUUCUACAAACUAGAAAAAAAAUGACAACAUCAGUAAUGGGAUUUCUUUUCAUAUUCUCUCUGCUCCAGCCUUUCACAAAAUCAGUAAGCCCUUUCCUCCUAGCAUCAGUGUGCCAAUCAAGAGCUCACCCACUGCUGUAAAUAUUGUGUUUACUUCCUGUUGAAUGUUUCCAAAGAGAUGCUCUGAGUAUCACUAGCUCAUUGUACUUUCACAAAAGAAGGAUCAGGGUUUCCUCAGUACUGGGGGGUAGCUUGUGCCCCUGGGGCCCUUCAGGCUGCCAGGACCUCCUGUGCUUUGCAUUGGACGGUCUGCUUCAGAAGUUCUGCUUAGUUGUUUAAUGGAGAUGGGUUGGGGCCGAACAUCUGGAGACGAAUUGAUCUGGCCUCUUAUGUGGUGCUUUUCCCCCCAAAUCAAGCAUCCCUGCCCUUUAGUACUGGCUUCAAAUAGUUGUGCUUGUGUCUGCAGAGAACAUGAGGAGUAAAGAAGAUACCUUGUAAACAAGAUGUCGGCACUGUUUCCAACUGUAUUUUUCAAAUAAUAAAACGAAGCAUUUUUACGCCACCA
Messenger RNA from Dromiciops gliroides (monito del monte), 3992 nucleotides. RefSeq names its product ecto-NOX disulfide-thiol exchanger 2 (gene ENOX2). The transcript has 16 exons. Bases 220 to 2523 code for a protein of 767 amino acids. Gene Ontology annotation, molecular function: RNA binding; protein-disulfide reductase activity. Lineage: Eukaryota; Metazoa; Chordata; Mammalia; Microbiotheria; Microbiotheriidae. The record is from RefSeq and is a predicted model, not a curated record. Gene Ontology annotation, biological process: ultradian rhythm. Gene Ontology annotation, cellular component: external side of plasma membrane; plasma membrane.